Cuscuta epithymum is the source of this 948-nucleotide messenger RNA. The record is from the annotation of a GenBank genome assembly. NCBI's taxonomy places the organism in Eukaryota, Viridiplantae, Streptophyta, Magnoliopsida, Solanales, Convolvulaceae.
CAACUUUCGUGUACCAUGUAGAUACUCUGUAUAUAAGUCGUACCGUCACCCACUAGUAAAAGAAGGUGGGAGACAGAGGACGGAUAUGAGGCCAAAGGUUUAUCUCUUCGGAGACUCCAUCACGGAAUUUUCUUUCGAGAAUGGUGGCUGGGGCGCUGCCCUCGCCAAUCACUUCCGCUGCACGGCUGAUGUGGUGCUGAGAGGCUACAGCGGUUACAACACAAGAUGGGCUCUGAGGAUUCUCGACAAGGCGGCGUUCCCGGCAGAGGAGUGUGCGGGUUCGCCGCCGCUGGCGGUGACGGUGUUUUUCGGUGCCAACGACGCCUCUCUUCCAGAUCGAUCAUCUGCCUUCCAGCACGUGCCUGUUGAUGAGUACCAGAACAAUCUGCGCUCCAUUGUCUCCUUCUUCAAGAAUAUCUUUAAUAGCUCCACAAUCCCCAAGAUGGCUAGAAAGAAUAGAUAACUGUCAUCAGCUGAAAAAAAAGAUGAGAGACCCUGGAGCAUCUCAAGCAAUAGAAACACCACAUAUUCUUCCCAGCAGGGAUGGAGACGGGGGUGGCUGGCGGUGGCCGUGGCCCCUGCAAGAAAAAAUUUGUGAUGUAUAUACACAUGUAUAAAUAUUUAUAAGUAGUAAAAAUUAUAGUGAAUAUUCAAGUAUUGGCCCCGGCUAUAUAAAUUACUUAAGGCACGGCCCCUGUAACUUGAUAUUCCUGGCUCCGCCACUGCUUCCCAGGCUCUCUUCUUUCCGGAUUAACAAACUCAAUCCCUCUGCCACGAGCUUAAAAAUGUAUGAGGACAAGAAAUCCCCUAUCGAAGUCCCCAUUUAGAUAUCACUAGUCCCAACACCGUACCAUCAAAAGGAAUGAAGUACUCAACAGAGCACACAUACUCCUCAAUCAAACGGAUCCACCUCACUGAGAGAUUCAUAGCUUCCAUCACUUUAAUAUU